Prunus dulcis (almond) is the source of this 882-nucleotide messenger RNA. RefSeq lists its product as uncharacterized. Lineage: Eukaryota; Viridiplantae; Streptophyta; Magnoliopsida; Rosales; Rosaceae. The transcript is spliced from 4 exons. The record is from RefSeq and is a predicted model, not a curated record. Bases 1 to 882 code for a protein of 293 amino acids.
AUGGACCACUUGGCAGUUGGUCCCAUGGGGUCCCAGGCGCCUGCUUUAUUGGCUUCAUCAGUGGCGCAGCCUACUAACUACAACUUGAAGGACCUCGACGACGAGUCAUUGGCAUACAUCAACAAACUCUUCUCUGAGAGGAUUUACGGUUCCAGCAAUGGCUUGCUUUGUCUGUCAUAUGAAAAAUUGAACGUCAACAGUCCUAUAUGGAUAUAUAACCCAUCACUUAAGAAACGUGUGACCCUACCAAGGACCAGUUUGUUGUGGCAGCUCCUUCCAGGGAGCAGCAUGUCGUGGCGGCCUUUAUUCGGAUAUGGCAUGACUCUUGCAUUCGGGUUCCACCUGGGUUUGAAUGAUUACAAGGUGGUAAGGAAGGUAUCAAUUGAUGUAGAGGAGCUUCUCUCUGCAGUGGAGAUUUAUAGUUUAAGCACAAAGUCUUGGAAGAUGGUUGAUGUAAUUCCUCCUUUGAUAAAGAGCAUGAAGUGGGUUUGUGGAUAUGGAAUGUACGCCGGCAAUGAGGUAUUUCAAGAAAUGCAGCUACUGGAGGGUAUUGCCGGUGGGAUUAACUCUGUUGAGGAGUACAAAGAAUCAAUUUGCUUGUUGCAACUCAACAAGGAUGGGCAAGAGGAGCAUAUUAACAUCUGGAUUCUCCAAGAAAAUUAUUUUAAAAAGUUGGUCACUGUUGGUUUUCCUGGAAUGAGUCUUACCCCAUUGGGAUUUAGAAUGAAAAAUGAACUUCUUCUCGAGCUUCAUGAACAAGAUAGUAAAGGAUCUGAUCUGGCUAUAUAUAAUCUUGAGUCCAAGCAGCUCACUCAAACUGGAAUUAGGUUGGUGAAAAAUUACUAUGAUGCCUAUUCUGUGGCUACUUACGUUGAAGUUUAG